This is a messenger RNA of Prorocentrum cordatum, 1665 nucleotides long. Lineage: Eukaryota; Dinophyceae; Prorocentrales; Prorocentraceae. The record is from the annotation of a GenBank genome assembly.
AUGGAGAACGCGUCGACGCAGCAAGGUGCUGUCAAGGACUGGGCGCGCCAAGUGAAGGGCUACGUCGACCAGGCUUUGCUCAUCUUCCUGGAGCACCGCAAGCGCGAGGUUUCCUUCGCGGUGCCCGCCCAGUGUCCUUUGAUUGCGCCGUUGGCCAUCACUGAUGCUGCCUCUGGCGCUAACCUCGCUUCGUUUCGCGAGGUCAUGGACUUCGACAACCUGGUUGCGAGCUUCUUCCGCACCAAGGAGUACGAGGCAGCGGGGGCGGUGUGGAUGUUGGACCCGGUUUGCGCGGACAUCGACGACGUCACCGUAAGUCAGCUCGAGGGUGCCAUGAGCAUCUGGUCGGAGGAGACGUUCCUCCCCUCUUCCAGGCGCGCGCCCUCGCGGCGCCCGACCUUCGACGCGCCUCCCCCCGCCUCGGUGGUCGACGCUCAGGUCGCCCAGCGCCUUGAGCCUGGCAAGCCUGGAGCAUGCUUGACAGAGCCUCUGGCCAUGAUCGCGGGCCGCGCGGUGGUGAUCACGUGGUAUUCUGCCAUGAGCGAGGCGCUCAAGGAGUCCAACGAGGACCGCGUGUGGCAUCUGAUGCGCGCGCUGCCCGAUGCGGACGCGACCCACUUGGCGGCCCUGAGUUUUGGAGAGAAGAUGUUCACUGCGAGUGCUGCCUCCGGCGCAGAUAGCUUCUGGCGGUUCGCAGAAAAAGCGUGCCGCUUGACAAACGUGCGCGCCAGUCUCGCCAAAUCGGAAGCAGUGGCGAAGCUGGAGGCUGCGCUGAAGGCCUACGGCCUCCAGUUCAGAGGGAAACCGUGCACCGCCGCAACUGCCGCGGCGCUGACAGGUUUGCACACUUUCGUCCUCGACAGCGCCUGCGCUUCGCCUACGCUUCUCAUGAAGAUCGGCUUCGCAUGCUCCAAAAGGGCUGUCUCUGACGACGAGGCCAGGGAACUGUUCGUUUUCAUCCUGAACACUUUCCGCGCGGCCCGCCUGGCGGGCGACGCCCCGAAGGGCGAGAAACUGGCCGUGAGCCGGGUCUGCGGGCGCGAUUGUAAAUCGCCAGGGAUGCUCCGCGCGCUUUUCAAGAAAAAGGAGCUCGUCGAGUACAUUUUCCACGAGGCUUCCCUCAUGCGCAAGGAACAUGGGCGCAAAAUGGCCGCGUUCAAAACACCUCUCCGCAUCCUCCAGCGGUUCGCUGCCUCUGGCGCGGAUGGGCUCGUGGCUUCGCAUCGCGUGUCCGACUCAGGCGGCGGCGCCGACGGGAUGGAGAUAUUGUUCGCGCUCCCCGUGGCUGAGUAUCGGAACGCCGUGGAUUGCAAGUCGAAGGCGAUGAUCGACGUCGCGCGGCCUCUGUGGUCGGGCGCUUUCGACGAAGAAAUCGUCGAGCUUGCCAAGCAGGAGAUUCAGAACAGCGCGCCUGCGUUCGCCUGGCACACGUACCUCGCCGAGACCAGCCAGGAGGUGGGUGCCAAGUACCGCGCUUUCGUGGCCGCCUGCACGGGCGGGCCGAUCCCCGCCGACCCCGAGCUGGAUGCAAAUCUCGGCUUGUUGGGGGUGUCCGAGCUCGGGGAAGAACAACAGGAAGGGCUCGCCAAACUCCAGAAGCAGCUCAAGCUUUUUCUCGAGAACAGUGAAGUUCGUCAGUUUGCCAUCUGUCGGCGCUGCCUCUGA